This is a messenger RNA of Pediculus humanus corporis (human body louse), 1422 nucleotides long. Its product is annotated as Cytoplasmic dynein 1 light intermediate chain, putative. Gene Ontology annotation, molecular function: dynein heavy chain binding. The transcript has 7 exons. The coding region runs from base 1 to 1422 and encodes 473 amino acids. The record is from RefSeq and is a predicted model, not a curated record. Gene Ontology annotation, cellular component: cytoplasmic dynein complex; centrosome. NCBI's taxonomy places the organism in Eukaryota, Metazoa, Arthropoda, Insecta, Psocodea, Pediculidae. Gene Ontology annotation, biological process: microtubule-based movement; microtubule cytoskeleton organization.
AUGGCACCUUUUGGAGGUGAUACGGAUAAAAAUAAAUCUAAUCAAUUAAAAAAAAAGGAUGAAUACGACAGUAAAGAAAAUUUAUGGUCUUGUAUUUUGAGUGAAGUUCAAGCUCAGGGAAAUACAAAAUUACCGACUAAUAAAUCCGUUCUUGUUUUGGGAGAUAAUGGAAGUGGCAAAACUACUCUUGUUGCCAAGCUUCAGGGUGUGGAGGAUCCUACCAAAGGUUCUGGUUUAGAAUAUGCAUAUAUUGAUGUGCGAGAUGAAUACAGAGAUGAUUCUACAAGAUUGGGAGUGUGGGUUCUCGAUGGUGAUCCUGGUCAUUUAAAUUUAUUAAACUUUGCAUUACCUAAAGAAAAUUAUCCUCACACACUUGUCAUGUUGGUUGCUUCAAUGACAUCUCCCUGUACUAUAAUGGAUCAAUUGGAAAUGUGGUCUGAUAAAUUACAUAAACAUUUAAAAUCUUUAAAUAUAGAUCCGGAUGUAGAAAAAGAAUGCAGACAGAAAUGUGCUAAGAAGUGGCAAGAGUAUUCAGAAGCUGCAGAGGAAGGACCUAAAAGAGCAUCAAAAGCUUUAGAUGAAGAAGAUUUACUACCUUUGCCUGACAAUGUUCUUACAACCAAUUAUGGAGUUGAUAUAAUUGUUUGCAUUACAAAAACUGACUACAUGUCGAUGUUGGAAAAAGAAUAUGAUUACAGAGAAGAACAUUUUGAUUUUAUACAGUAUCAUUUAAGAAAUUUUUGUAUGAGUCAUGGUGCUGAUUUAUUUUACACUAGUGCAAAAGAAGAUAAAAAUUUAGAUUUACUAUAUAAAUAUUUAACUCACAGAAUUUAUGGUUUGGGUUCAGCACCACCAGCUCUUGUCGUAGAAAAAGAUGCUGUCCUCGUCCCAGCUGGCUGGGAUCAGGCGAAUAAAAUAGCUAUUUUAACAGAAUCAAUGCAUAGUUUUAAACCAGAUCAACCAUACAAUGAAGUUAUUACUGUGCCCAAAGGAAGUAGAAAAUCAGCUACCAAAGAAGUUGAAUUACAAGCCGAAGAUGAGCAGUCAUUUUUAACGAAACAACUCAAUCAACUUCAAGCAGGUCGUACGGAUGCCGUCAAAAUGUCUCCGGGUGUUCAAAAAACAUCCGAACGUCGAUUGGCAGGUUCUUCGGGAAUGCAGAGUAAUAUUUCUGUCGUAUCAUCGAAAAAACCAGACGGUAUUAAGCCCGGUAUUCCAGGCAGCGGAGAAGGUGUAUUGGCAAAUUUUUUCAAUUCGUUACUUAAUAAGAAAAGUCCCGGAAAUGUUCCGGGAGCAAUAAAAACCGGAACGGAUGCAACUGUAUCGAAUGCUGAUAAAGCUGCAAUGAGAUCGGAUGCUGCUGCUGAAUUAGAACGUUUAUCGAGAGCAAAAAAAUCAGAUUCUAAUUCAUCAGAUUGUUAA